CGGCUUUAACCAAUGACCAUCCAGACCCCGUGCGCACUCUGGACGACGACGACCAUGGACUGGAGUACUGCUGUCCUCUUCCAUGGUGCAAACUUCUAGUAUUCGGUGUUAACGCCAAGGAAAGGGAGUGAGGAGGAGGAGGAGGUGGUGGAGCUCCUCUGAGCAGUCAUGGGGGAGAUAGAGGGUUCAUACCGGGUCCUGCAGACCCCUGGCACAAGACUAGGGGCCCAGUUCAAUGCUGGUAUCAGUACUUUGGAACCGGGUCAGAGCCUCAGUGCCAACAUGGCUGGUGGGAGCAGAAGUCAUGGGCGAGGACUGCAAAUCCGUGUGCAGGGUCUGGAUGACUCCCAGGAGUUCUUUGACGUGGAUCCAAAAGCUCUUGGACAGACCCUCCUCUCUGAGGUUUUCCAGCGAGGCAACCUAAUAGAGAGUGAUUACUUUGGUCUCGAGUUUCAGAACAUGCAGAUGAACUGGGUUUGGAUAGAACCAACCAAGCUUAUUGUGAAACAAGUCAGGAGACCAGCAAAUACACUAUUUAGACUCUCAGUGAAAUUCUUUCCUCCAGACCCUGGUCAGCUGCAGGAGGAGUAUACGAGGUACUUAUUCUCCCUUCAGAUGAAAAGAGAUCUAAUGGAGGGCAAGUUGAUCUGCACGGAAAAUACUGCAGCCUUGCUCGCCUCUCACUUUGUCCAAUCGGAGAUUGGUGACUAUGACGAUGCGGCAGACAGAGAAUACCUGAAGAUGAACAUGCUGUUGCCUUAUCAAGAGAAGGUACAGGAGAGGAUCAUGGAGCUCCAUCGAAGACACUUGGGCCAGACUCCAGCUGAAUCAGAUUUCCAAAUCUUGGAAAUUGCCCGUAAGCUGGAGAUGUACGGUGUCCGCUUCCACCCUGCAGCCGACCGGGAAGGAACCAAGAUCAACCUGGCUGUCGCUCAUAUGGGCCUUCAGGUUUUUCAGGGCCACACCAAAAUCAAUACCUUCAACUGGUCCAAGAUUCGCAAGUUGAGCUUCAAGAGAAAACGCUUCCUGAUCAAACUCCACCCGGAGGUUCAUGGUCCCCAUCAGGAUACUCUAGAGUUUAUGAUGGCCAGUCGAGACCAGUGUAAAAUCUUCUGGAAGAUCUGUGUGGAGUACCACUCCUUUUUCCGACUGUUUGACCAACCCCAACCCAAAUCCAAAGCUAUUCUCUUCACCAGAGGCUCUUCCUUUAGAUACAGUGGAAGAACCCAGAAGCAACUUGUGGACUAUGUCAGGGAAAACGGAGCAAAGAGAACGCCAUACCAGAGGAGGAACAGCAAAAUACGAAUGUCCUCUCGCUCCUUAGCCACAGAUGUGCCAAAACAGAGCUUGUCAUUCAAUGACAGUCUCAGGGCCCCAGGCUCCCCUUCCUCUGCUAACGUGUCCUUCCACCCAGUGCACAUCUCUAGCAUUCACCCGCGAACAGAGCUCCAGCCUCAGCCCCAGCCCCUGCCCAUUCUGAGCCAGUCCUCAGCGCCUCCCCAGCAGCAGCAGCCGCCACAGCAACUACAGCAGCUUCAAUCCCCUCCGCAAUCUACCAGACCCCCCAGCCCUCCGAAGGAAGAACCUGUCAAGGCUGCUUCCCCAUCUCACUACGCUUUUCAAGAUUCAGUCGUGGACAGCCCCCAGCUCUCACCCUUCACCUCCCAAGGCCCCCUCUGCUUAUCACCCUCCUUCCAGAUGUCAACCCUCAGCCUGCCGGGCCAAGCCCCUUCGCCCCUGCAAAGCCCCAUCCUGAGCGAGGUGGGCAGUAAUGCCAGGCUAGAGGAGGAGGAAGAGGGCAGGAGGAAGCGAUAUCCCACCGAUAAGGCCUACUUCAUUGCCAAAGAGAUUCUGACCACAGAGCGCACAUACCUGAAAGACCUUGAGGUCAUCACUGUGUGGUUCCGCAGUGCUGUGAUCAAAGAAAACGCCAUGCCCGAAGGCCUGAUGACCCUCCUCUUUUCCAACAUUGACCCCAUCUACGAGUUCCACAGAGGCUUCCUCAAAGAGUUGGACCAGAGGCUGGCUCUCUGGGAGGGACGCUCCAAUGCUCAUGUCAAAGGGGACUACCAAAGGAUUGGUGAUGUGAUGCUAAGGAACAUGUGUGCUCUUAAAGAAUUCACCAGCUACCUUCAGAAGCACGAUGAAGUAUUAACAGAGCUGGAGAAGGCGACCAAGAGGCUGAAGAAGCUGGAGACUGUCUACAAAGAAUUUGAACUGCAGAAGGUCUGUUAUUUACCCCUCAACACAUUCCUGCUUAAGCCCAUCCAGCGCCUCAUGCACUACAAGCUCAUCCUGGAGAGACUGUGCAAGCAUUAUUCCCCUGCCCACCGCGAUCAUGAUGACUGCAAGGAGGCUUUGAAAGAAGUGGCCGAGAUCGCCACUCAGCUCCAGAGCAGCCUGAUCCGACUGGAGAACUUCCAGAAGCUAACAGAGCUGCAGAGGGAUCUAAUCGGUAUCGAGAACCUGACAGCACCAGGCAGGGUGAGUGCACUGACACACAACAGAGGACAGGGGGUGCUGGAUUUAAAAAGGAAAAAAAAAAAAAUAACAGUAUCUAACAGUCGUCUUGGUUUACAGGAGUUCAUUCGAGAGGGUUGUCUGUACAAGCUCACCAAGAAAGGCCUGCAGCAAAGAAUGUUUUUCCUGUUCUCAGACAUGCUCCUGUACACAAGUAAAGGUGUAACAGCGACCAACCAGUUCAAAGUGCACGGCCAGCUGCCCCUUCAUGGCAUGAUCGUUGAGGAAAGUGAAAACGAAUGGUCAGUUCCCCACUGCUUCACCAUCUACUCUGCUCAGAGGACCAUUGUAGUGGCUGCAAGCUCUAAAGUUGAGAUGGGAAAAUGGAUUGAAGAUCUGAAUUUGGCUAUUGAUAUGGCCAAGAAAUCCCAAGAAAAAUCCAGCAUCUUUCUUGAUCCUGGACUCUGCGAUCGUUCCAACCGAUCGUCUGAUGAGGUUUCCCUGGAGCAGGAGUCAGAGGACGACAUGAACUCCUCCCGUACUUCACUGGAUAAGCAGACACACCAUCGUGCCAACACUACUAUGCAUGUGUGCUGGCACCGCAACACCAGUGUGUCUAUGUCUGAUCACAGCCUGGCUGUGGAGAACCAGCUCUCAGGUUACCUCCUAAGGAAGUUCAAGAACAGCAACGGCUGGCAGAAACUCUGGGUUGUUUUCACCAACUUCUGCUUGUUCUUCUAUAAGACUCACCAGGAUGACUUCCCACUAGCGAGCCUCCCCCUCCUUGGCUACACAGUCAGCACCCCCGAGGAGUCAGAUAGUAUUCACAAAGAGUACGUCUUCAAGCUCCAGUUCAAGUCCCAUGUUUACUUCUUCCGUGCGGAGAGUGAAUACACCUUUGAAAGAUGGAUGGAGGUGAUCAAGAGUGCAGCCAGCACUACGGGCCGGAUGAGUCUGCUCAUACCCAAAGGAGGUCCGAUGGAGAUAAAUGGAAACUGAAUUUAACAUCAUGAAUCUGGAGGCUGGGCCUCUGGGAUGUCAGAAAGACUACUCAGUAUCAUUUUUAACCCAGAUUUGGACAAUAACAACUGGAGACUGAAAGACACUGCCAGUUUAAGUGUUAACAUUUGUCUGUUUAAAGAUUGAAUUCUAAUGGUCUGUGCAUUUCUUUGAUUAAUGAUGUAAAUGAUAACAUUUGUUCCAGUAUACAAGAUGUAAUGAAAGGGAGACAUGUAUGUGAUGAUUUAGCAUGUGUAAGUGCUCAGCCAGGCCGUAUAUUGACUGAUUCACAUGGCCUGUGGGAAAUCCUGUUGUAUGGGACCAAGUCAGAAACAAAGGGCUUAGAUCCAGGCUGCUUUAAGGGCCAUUGUGCUCUGCACCCCAUGACUGAAACUGUUUGGGUUACAGUGUUGAUAUGAUACGUAUGAAGAUGAUACACAGUAUGUGGAACAUGACGGUACAAAGGAUAGGUGCGGAUGAAAAUGUCCAGCUCUCCUCAUUGUUUUUUUUUUUUUUUAAUGCAUAAGCGGUAGGAGAGCAGAAGGUUCACUGAAAGUGGAAAAGUUUGAGUCGUUGAAUUUUGGGAGAUGAUCUAUGGGAUGUUUUAAAGGCAGCGACAGACGAGCAGUUUGGUUUCAGACAUUUGGCGAAAGCACAUUACUGAGAGCUUCAAGAAUAAACUAUUAGUAUAAAGCAGUAUUUAUUUCUGAGGCCAGUACAGUUUGAAGGCUUUAUUUACCUGUUAAUGGAAGGAUGCAAAGGAUGUUUAAGGGAGCUGUCUGCGUUAUACUCCUCAUUAGUUUGGCAGCAUAAGGGCCAGUUUGGUGCUACAUCCUCUCUUUAAUAUCAAAUGUAAUCAUUUAUCAUUUUUAUUUUGCAUAGGGAUAACAACUUGAGGAUAUAAUGUGCAGUGCUUACUCUAGUGUUUACUCUGUGUAAAAGUUUCCUGGAGGACAUAUUUUGAAGUAAUUGUACCUGGUGAUGAUGUUUUUCAGUGUGUCAGACUGUGUUAGUCAAACAAGAGCUGAAUUAUGGAAGAUUUGUGCUAACACCAGUGGCAUUUCAUCAGUCAUUUAGUGAUUGUCUGCCAUGGUAAUAUUUGGUAUAUAUUUUUUACGAAGACUGGAAUCUUUUGUUUUUGUGUGUGUGUAUGCGUGUGUUUGUGUGUGGAGAAGCCAAAUUUGUAGACCUUCCCUGCCUCUGGAGCUGUAACAGCAGGUGAUGAUAGAGGUCAUCUCCAAACCAUCUGAACUCCUCUGUGUGGAAGAGACUGUUGCACGGUUAACAUAAAGCAUGUUACUCCUAUUUAUUGUAUAGCAUGUCAUCAGGGCUGUGCUUCUGGAGGCCCUCGUGUAGUAUUCAUGUUAUUCCACUGAAAAUCUAACAAAUAAAACAUCAUUUGGAUCAG
Messenger RNA from Sphaeramia orbicularis (orbiculate cardinalfish), 4867 nucleotides. RefSeq names its product FERM, RhoGEF and pleckstrin domain protein 2 (gene farp2). Gene Ontology annotation, molecular function: guanyl-nucleotide exchange factor activity; cytoskeletal protein binding. The record is from RefSeq and is a predicted model, not a curated record. Gene Ontology annotation, cellular component: cytoskeleton. The coding region runs from base 169 to 3459 and encodes 1096 amino acids. The transcript is spliced from 26 exons. NCBI's taxonomy places the organism in Eukaryota, Metazoa, Chordata, Actinopteri, Kurtiformes, Apogonidae.